Aaosphaeria arxii CBS 175.79 is the source of this 1149-nucleotide messenger RNA. RefSeq lists its product as uncharacterized. The transcript has 2 exons. The coding region runs from base 1 to 1149 and encodes 382 amino acids. The record is from RefSeq and is a predicted model, not a curated record. Gene Ontology annotation, molecular function: ATP-dependent diacylglycerol kinase activity. Gene Ontology annotation, biological process: phosphatidic acid biosynthetic process. Gene Ontology annotation, cellular component: endoplasmic reticulum membrane. NCBI's taxonomy places the organism in Eukaryota, Fungi, Ascomycota, Dothideomycetes, Pleosporales.
AUGGCCUCCUCAAAACAGUACCAGAUCCCCAAACCGCCGCGCGUAAUAUCACCGUCGCCCACGCCCUCCGAGGCCAGCGGUCAAGAUGGAUACUUUGGACCCACUACACGCUCCGCCGCGCGCAAGACAAGACGCGUGAACUCUCCACCGGCGAUCGACGAGGAUUCUUCUGGCUCCGAUCCUGAGAAGAGGGCCCGCGCCAGGAGCAGGAGUCCGAUCCUCGAGGGCAGCAGAAGGCGGAUGAGUGGACUCACAGCGAAGCGGGUGGGCGCGGGAAAGAAAGGAGAGCUUGUGCUUCCAAAUGGGACUUCUAACGGGCAUCUUUCGCCUGCGGCUGCAAACAAGAACUACUGGAGAGAGAUGAGCCGGAGUCCGAGUCCUCUAGGACUGAUACCUAUUCACCAGAAAUGGAGGUCAUUUAUUCAUCGUCAUGAGAUACCCCGCAAAAUCCUACACGUUUCCAUCGGUUUCCUUACAAUAUUCCUCUACUGCACCGGCAGACAAGCCGACCAGAUCCACCCUGUCCUCCUCACCCUCCUCAUCCCCAUCGCCGCGACCGACGUCAUCCGGCAUCGCUACUGGCAGGUCAAUCGAUUCUACAUCCGCUGUCUAGGCGCGUUGAUGCGUGAGUCCGAAGUGGACGGAUGGAACGGCGUCAUUUCCUACCUCCUAGGAGCAUGGAUCGUGCUUCGCUUCUGCCCCAAAGAUGUUGGCGUCAUGAGCGUCCUGCUCCUCAGUUGGUGCGACACGGCUGCCUCGACGUUCGGCCGUCUAUGGGGUCACCGAACCUGGCGAGUCCGCCCAGGAAAGUCCCUAGCAGGCACGAUCGCAGCCUGCGUCACCGGUAUCAUCACCGGCGUCGUGUUCUGGGGCUGGCUCGGUCCUCUGCUCUCCCACUACAACGAGGGCGCGAAUGCCUUUGCCUUCCAGGGCGUUCUCGCGCUUCCUCCUCAGGCCCGCGAGCUCCUCGGACUCUCCGUCGAGCAAUCGUCCAUCAGCGGCCAUGUAGCCUUGGCCGCGAUGUCCGUCUGGGCCGGCAUCGUCGCCAGCGCCAGCGAGGCCGUCGAUCUCUUCGGCUGGGACGACAAUCUGACCAUCCCGGCCCUGUGCGGCGUGGGACUAUGGGGUUUCCUGAAAGUCUUCGGUUAG